This is a messenger RNA of Brassica napus (rape), 1540 nucleotides long. RefSeq names its product WRKY transcription factor 18-like. The transcript is spliced from 4 exons. Gene Ontology annotation, biological process: regulation of DNA-templated transcription. The coding region runs from base 257 to 1114 and encodes 285 amino acids. Gene Ontology annotation, molecular function: DNA-binding transcription factor activity; sequence-specific DNA binding. The record is from RefSeq and is a predicted model, not a curated record. Lineage: Eukaryota; Viridiplantae; Streptophyta; Magnoliopsida; Brassicales; Brassicaceae.
CAUCACCAAAGUCUUUAAUGUCUUCGGACUUUAUCGAAGACAGCUUUUUAGAUUUAGCAUCACUUUGCCAACGACUUUCCGAAAACUUUUAUUUACUAAUUUAUUUUCUUAAUGUUAAUAUGCACACAUCAGUCUUUCCAGUUUUGUAUAUAUAAAGAAACCAUUACUCAUUCACUCGGACCACCAACUUACGACCAAAGAAAGCAAAUCCAGACUUGGUUUGUGUCUUUAAAACAUUAGUAAAAUACUUUUUGUAAUGGACUGUUCUUCCUUUCUUGACCUCAACACCAACCCUUUCGAUCAUAAUUUCCCCGCAAAACUUCCGAAGGAGGAGGUCAAGGUUUCGACUUCUUCUGAUUUGGAAAGGAAACAGAACGCAAGUGAGUUAAGAGAGGAGCUAAACCGAGUCAACUCAGAGAACAAGAAACUAACAGAGAUGUUAGCAGCAGUCUGGGAAAACUACUACGCACUACAUCACCAUUUGGAGAAGCUUCAGAGUCGAAAAAGCCCUGAAAUGGAUCAGAUCGAGCAACCGACAAAGAGAAGAAAACAAGAUUCCUAUGAGUUAUUAGGAUUUGGUAAUGGACUCAGUGGUGGAAAAACUGAGAACAGCUCCAGCAACGAAGAUCAUCAUCAGCUUCUUUCAUGCAAAAGACCAGUUACUGAUAGCUUCAAUAAAGCAAAUGUUUCAACAGUCUACGUGCCUUCUGAUUCUUCCGACACAAGCUUGACAGUAAAAGAUGGGUAUCAAUGGAGGAAAUACGGACAAAAGGUUACAAGAGAUAACCCCUCGCCUAGAGCUUACUUUAGAUGUUCGUUUGCGCCGUCUUGUCCAGUUAAAAAGAAGGUGCAACGCAGCGCAGAGGAUCCAUCCAUACUAGUAGCUACAUACGAAGGGACGCAUAACCACUUAGGUCCAAACGGUUCUGAAGGGGAUGUUACAAGCCAAGUUGGAUCAAGCACUGUGACUUUGGAUCUGGUUCAUAGUGGUCAGGGAACGAUGCAAGAGGUUCUGGUUCGGCAAAUGGCGUCUUCGUUAACGAAAGACUCAAAGUUCACAGCUGCUCUUGCGGCUGCUAUAUCAGGGAGGUUGAUGGAGCAGUCUAGAACAUGAAGCUAGUUUCAGUGAAUGCUUUUGUUUUGGUUUCUCAUCCUUAGAGCAUCUCCAAUGUAAAACUCCAUUUUUUCCUCUAAAAUGGAGUAAAAGUGAAAAUGGAGUAAAAUUGCUCCAACCCUACUCCAUUUCUUACUCCAUAAUGGAGUGAUGAACAAACAAAAAAUAUACUACUCCAUUUAUAGAGUAAAUUUCAUUAUGGAGUGAGAUAUGGAGUUGGGUUGGAGCACUCUUUACUCCAUAUUCACUUUUACUUCAUUUUAGAGGAAAAAAUGGAGUAGAGAUGGAGAUGCCCUUAGAAAAAUGAAUGGCGUUUCUUUUUUUUUUCCUUUUUAAAAUAUAACUUUUAAUUGGGAGAAAAAGAUGGAAACUAAAUUGUAUAUAAAAAACUAUAAGCAAAUUAUAAAUCAUGAACAUUCAAGAGAA